CCGGAAGAGGCAGGGCGGGCGUCCGACGCGGUGUGGCGGUUUGUUGUCCUUGCUUUGCGUAGCAGCCCGCGGAGUUUGAGUGUGAGAAGGUCCGGGUCGCGGCGGGCUCCGAGCUUCACAGAAGUCAAUGCCAGGAGGUAUGGCGCCCCUCAAGAAGCCCCGGAACCCCACAAAAUUGCCCCUGGCUUUAAACCCCAUGAAGAGCAAGGACGUUUUGGCAGUGCUGGCAGAGAGGAACCAGGCCAUAAUACCAGUUGGGGCUUGGGUGGAACCUGCUAAACCAAAUUGCUCGGAAAUUCCAGCACAUACCUCAGCAUACAUAAUUGAAGAGGAAAUAAAAGAACAGCAACGAAGAAAGCAAGAAUCUCUGAAACAUUUUCAGAGACAAGUCAGACAGCGGGUAAAUCAGCAGGUUAAGCUGAAGAAAAGGCAACAACUUCAGAAAUCUUACAAGGCAGGAGGCUUUAUAGCCAUGCACUGUUUAGAUUCGGGACAUUUAACUCCUAAAAGGACAAGUGUUUUCCCUAACAAUUGGAAUGCCGCUCUUGGAAAUUGUGAGUUUCCCACUUCUGAGGUGAUUGGGGAUGCAACAGAAGAUGGAGAGAAUCAGAAUCAGUUGUUUCAACAACAAGCUGAAGCUCUUAGUCAAACUAUGAAACAGGCACGUCACCAGCUGGCAUCCUUUAAAACUGUGAGUGAAAAAAAGACGCCAGUGUUUCUCAAUGGUAGAAAGACAGGCUCUCCCACCCAAGAGGACUUUGGCUAUGGGGAAAUUUCAUCUGUUGUGACAGGUGAGGAGAGAGAUGAUUUGUUUGUGGGUUACCAGCAGGAUCUCCUUUCUGCAGACAAAGAAAAGGCUCUCAGCAAAGUUCAGAAAGUAAAAUUCAAAAAUCCAUUAUUUGUUGUGAUAAAAGAAGAUGAACAAAAGCAAUUAAAUCUGCAUAGUCUUCAGGCUGUUCUUCCAGAAGCCCAGGAGCAUCUUGUAGAAGUUCCAGAAUCCCAAAGUGAUAUGAUAGAUGUCCAGAAUGUUGAGCCCAAAGCUUCGAGAAUUGAACCUAAAGCUCCAGGUGUUGAGCCAGAGUCCCAGGCCACUGGAAUGAAGUUUCAGACCACAGAGCCAGAAGGCCAGGCUGUUAAGACAGAGAUUCAGGACAUUCUUAAAGCCCAAACUCUUGAGAUAGAUGGGACUACUAAGUUGGAAGCCCAGGAUUUUCUACCAUCACACCAGGCUUUUCUAUCCAGAGACCAGAAUUUUCUGCCCAAUUGUCAAAACCAGGAUUCUUUUCGCAAAGAUCACUGUGUUCUCUCUAAAUACUGGAAUGUUCUACCUGAAUACCAGGACCAGCAUUUUCUACCAGUAGACCAGGAAUUUACACCUGGAAAACAGUUUGCUUUACUCAAAGAGGAGAGUCAUCCACUCCAAUGUCAGAGCCAGGAUCUCCCACCUAAAGAUCCGAGUUUCCUGCCCAGACAUCAAUAUAUUUUACCGCAUGUUCUUCCUAAGUGUCAGGAUCAUGACGUUCUUUCCAAAGACCAGAAUAAUCUUCACAGAUAUCAGGAGCAGGAUCUUCUACUCCAAAAUCAGGACAUGUUUCUCAAACAACCCUCAACUUUUAUGAGAGGAGAGAGAGAGGAUAAGGAGUUGCCUCUUGAGUGUCAUCAGUAUGCUCCACCUCAGAUCCGGGACAAAGUCUUCCUUAGAGAACAGUACAGGAGCUGUGAGCAGGCAUCACAUGACCUAAUAGAUGAGAGAUGGAGAAAGGAGUUAUAUCCAGAGUGCUAUGGAUGUGGUUUACAUGAAAUCCAGGAUCCAGGCUCUGCCAGCAAGCAGAGCUUACAUUUUAGGCAGCAGCCAUCUGUUAGGACAGCUGAAAGUUGGCAAGAGGGUUUGCAUCUUCGUGGCCACAAACGUCUUCCACCCAGACAACGGAGAGAUACAUGCAUCAGGCAACAGCAGGUCUAUGAGGAGUAUCCAUCGGGACUGAGCACCGAACCUCAAACUCGACUGGCGUUUCAGUCUGGAGUGGAUCAAGAAGAAGACAAAAAAGAGCGUCAAAAGCAAUAUCUGAGACAGAGGAGGCUUUUCAUGGAUAUUGAGAGAGAACAAGUGAAAGAACAAAACAGACAAAGGGAACAGAAGAAGAGAAUGGAAAAACUUAAGAAAAGAAAAGAACAACAGCGCUAUGCUGAAGAGCAGAGGCUCCUAAGAAUGAACUGUCAUGAAGAACCUUAUUCAGAAAAGAAGAUAAGUGAUGUUUUAGCCCAGCUACAACUUGAAGAAAUAAAAGGAGCCAGAGAAAAACAACACAAGAGAGAAAAGGAAUAUGAAAGAUAUGUAGAAGCUUUACGAGCUCAGGUCCAGGAGAAAAUGAAGCUUUAUAACAUCACUUUACCUCCAUUAUGCUGUUGUGGUCCUGAUUUUUGGGAUGCUCAUCCUGAUACCUGUGCAAACAACUGCAUUUUCUAUAAAAACUAUAGAGCAUAUAAUCGGGCAUUGCAUUCAGUCAUCAAUUCUUCUGAUAUCUCCGAGGGGAACACAACUCUUCGAAAUGCCAUUCGUAAUUUUGCUUCUGCACAUAGACGGACUUCAAAAAAAAGUCACCAAUAAGAGUAUGAAUCAGUGCCACGACCGAGCUAAAGAAUGUCAGCAAAAUGCUAUGUCACAAAGAAAACCACAGACAUCCUGAAGUUAUUGGAAGCCAUCAUACUGUCAACAGAUCUAGCCUUACAGUACAUGCCCUGAACUAUAGCCCUUCCAAAAGGCAUUUUCCUCACGCCAAGCAAGAAACAUCAAGAGUUUGUUUUUGUUGCUUUGUUUACAAAUUAUAGAUAAUGUCUAGUUUUCAGCUUGGGGUUUACAGCCAAUAACCAUGCUAAUAUCACUUCACAAACUGAAAACAAAGUGCCAGAAAUAUGUUCAGUUGCCUGGUCAUACCAAAAGCAAAAUGCAAAAUAAGGAGAACACAAGAGCACCUUUCCAUUUUAAAAUGUUUGAAAACAUUUUCAAACUGUACAACUGUACAACUUUAAUACAGUUUCAGAAGCUCUAGACACACAUGUUCACUUGAGGUAAACCCAAGGCUUUGAGUAGCUGCAGUGUGAUUGUGGUCAGAUCCUAAAUUAAACCCAAUGAGGACAAUAGACACAGCUCAGAUAAGAUGUGUUGAUCAUGUUCCUCCUCUCUCUAUGGUAUUUGCAAGGAGACAGAUAAACAUUCUUUUUUAGCUGAGCAUAGUGGUGCAUGUCUAUAAUCCCAGUAUUAUGGAGGCUGAUGCAAGAGGAUCAGGAUUUUGAGGCCAGCUAGGUUACAUAAAACUCUCAAAAAAAUUUUAAGCCAAAUAAAAUAGUUUUUCCUUUUGCUGCUGUUGCUGUUUCUCAUCUUCUUUUUCCUCCUUUUUGUGAAAUUCAAUGGACCCUUUUCACCAUCAGACUUUCCUUUCAAUUAUUACUUAUGACAUCCUUCUUAUAUUUUUCCCUCUGUUUCAAUACCUUCCUGAUGCAUAGCUGCUUUUCUCUGUUACUUAAGCUGUCAGCAUCUCACUCAACUGUUGGGUUUGUUUACCCACAUCUACAAAUAGAGAGUCCCAGGAUUUGUGGCUUUGAUCUUGGGUCAGAAUUCUGAACAAAACAAGAAGAAUUCAGUUAAUAGUCUUUGGGCAGUAGUCGUGUCCUUUUCCUUCAGGCGUCCUGCAGGCUAGUCCACAGUCCUUCAUUUCCCAAAUGUAGUAUGUUUUGUCCAACUUUGCCACUUCAUUAGUUUUAAAUUUCCCUUCCCAGAAGCUGUCUCCAUUUCUCAGAGCACUUAGUAAAUCCUUCAAUAUUGAGAAAGCUCUCUGGCUUUUCUUCUUGUGGUCUUUGGCUGUCUAUAUAAAGAGGGCAUAAGCAGUCAUUAAGCCCUUUGGUUUCUUGGGGUUACCUUUAGCCAUCCUGACGUAUUGUUUUCUAGAAAGCACAGAGCACAAUAUGAGGCUUCCUGACCUCACACUAGUGCUUCCAUGACAACCAACUCUUAACAUGAUUGUUACUAAUUAAAAAUGUUAACAAUAAAAGAUAAGAAACCCAUAAUAGCAAUUGCUCUUGAGUCUUCCCACUCUAAAAAUCCCUUUCCAAUCCUAGGUAACCCUUAAUCUAUUCCUUCUAUAUGUAAAUUAGCCUAUAUGUGAAUUCUCUUCUAAAUGGAAUGUACAAUGUGAGCUCUUUUGUGACUGAACUUUUUUCAGUUAGCCUGAUGUCAGGCUUCUCUGUGUUGUCGUAUUCGUUAAUGGUUCAUUACUCUUCAUUGUUGAAUAGUAUUGAUAGUAAUAAUAAAACCAUAUUUAUUCAUUCA
Molecule: messenger RNA, 4327 nt
Organism: Meriones unguiculatus (Mongolian gerbil)
Lineage: Eukaryota; Metazoa; Chordata; Mammalia; Rodentia; Muridae
Gene: Ccdc15
Product: coiled-coil domain containing 15
Exons: 16
Coding region: 128-2608 (826 amino acids)
Cellular component (GO): centrosome
Source: RefSeq, a predicted model, not a curated record